CCUCUCUUCAUCUGCGCGCACACGCGCGCGCGCGCCCCCCCCUCAACGAUCAUCGACGCAGUUGUCUGGCCAUCUCCUCACGCCAACUCUUUCACACCACGCUUUGACGCAACACGCACACACACUCCCUCCCUCUCGGCUUUGCUGUACGCGACAUCUAAACGUUCUCUUCACACUCCUGUCUCACAUCAGGCCACCCACUUCCGCGGUAUUCUCGCGUCGUCUUUUUGCCCGCGCGCCUGGUGCUCGGACUCUGGUGCCGGUGCCACCGCCCUUUUACUGCUGCUGCCCGCCGCCGACAGCAGUUACCUCACUCACAAAGGCUGUGCAUGCAAGAUCCCACACCCCGCGUCCGUUCACUCCCCUGAGCCUGCCCAAAAGCAUCGCGCCGCCGCCAAGGCAUGCUGCUGCGACAUUCGCACCAACCCCGGUCCGCUGCCGAACCGAGCAACUCACCGUCACAGCUCUCAGCAGCUUCCCAGUCGGCUGCUUCGAAUCUCCAUCACGACCGUCCCAAUCCCAUCACAGUCAUGAUCCAAAUACCAUGGCAACCCCAACAGGCAGAGGCCGCCCACUUCCCCGCUCCAUCUUCCUCUUCACUCUCGUCGCCUUCCUCCCUUGCACAGUCUCAUCUCGAUCCGCCAUCUCCCCCAUCCCUCAACCCACCACCACCACCAUCACCGCCAUUGCAUCGCCUUCGUCCCAGGCAAGAACAGCCACCACCAGCGCCCUCUGAGCCUUCCGCUAGCCCGACUCCUGUCAGCCCGGGCUUUGCCCCGCCCUGGGCACCUGGCUCGGCGCUCUCAUCACCCUCGCCUUCCUUGACGCUCUCAGGCAGCGGCCCCGGUGGUCCGCCACUAUCCUCCCCUUCUCCAAGUAGCUCGAACAGUGGAAGCGCCGGGCCAUCGGGCGUAUCCUCUGGGGCUUGGAACGGCACAGGGCCCAGCUCUGCUAUGCCCACGUCUUCCGGCAAGGGUCGGCCAUGGUCCUUUACUCUUACCCCCUCGGCAUCCAAAACUACGACAACUUCUGGUACCUACGCCGCACAAGUGUCUUUUGUUCCCGGCGUCGUAUUCAACUUGACGCUGGCAGGCGGCAACGAUGACACUGCCGUCUACUCGCUCCCUAUGACCUUUGGUCACGACUUGGCAGACGGUGUCGAUGCUCGGAAGCGAGCGCCUACCACGCCCACAUCUGCCCAAACGGUCAACAUGCUCGUGGACUUGGGAUCAUCAGACAUGUGGAUCGCAUCGAUGAACUGCACGUCCAAAGACUGCAUGGAUGCACCUGCCCUUUUCAAUGACACGCACUCGCUUGACAGUGACACCCCACUCGGUAUCGACUACCAUUCCGGCAGCAUUAGAGGCAACAUCAUGUGGGAACAAGUGACUGUCGGCCAAUUCGGAAUAGGGUAUCAGGCCAUGGUCUCGGCCGAAGAUGUGCGAAACGAGAAUCUCGGCGACGGCAACUUUACAGGCCUUUUGGGUCUCGCCCUGCCCGCCAACUCACUCAUCACUGAAACCAUACCGGGCACUACCGGCUCGUCACCUGACGGCGCGACCUUCCUGGACAAUCUCUUUGGUGCUGGUGCCUCGGCGCCUACAAAUAGGUACUUCUCGCUCUCACUCGAGCGGAGCGAGGACGUUCGAACGGUGUCAAGCUUCGGGAUCGGCGAAGUCGACUCGCGCGUCUGUCCAUCCCCCUGCGCGCCCAAGUGGCUGCCUAUCCUUCCCCACCCCCGGUUUGGUCGGACAGGCUAUCUGCACUGGCGGGUGCCACUUGACGGUGUCUACGCCACCUUCUUCAACGACCCGAAGAAUGGUGUCGGGCCAACGACUAGGUCAAUCCCAUUGGGGUCGACUCGGACGGACGCCAACAGCACGUCGCCAGUUGCCGUGCUGGAUUCAGGUGGCGUAGGCAUCCUUGUCAACGAUCGCAAUAUGCUGGCGGCGAUCUACGGGCCGUUCGGCGUUGAGCCUGACGCAGAUGGGAAGUACCGUUUGCCGUGCAAUGUUCCUCUCACCUUGACCUUCACUUUCGGUGGCAUUGACUACCCUGUGCAUCCGUUGGAUAUGAGCUACAUCGACACGGAGGACGCCAGCUUCUCGCGAUGCCUUGGCGUUCUGCAGUAUGCCGACCUGAACAACCGUGGUGACUUUGUCCUCGGAUCCUCAUUCUUGAAGAAUGUUUACUCGAUCUAUCAGUAUCCCGAUCAGCGAUUGAGUCCAACGACUUGGCAGCCAACUGUCGGCAUGAUUCCGCUCACCGACCCCGCUCUCGCCGCCCGCGACUUCUGGCAAGUGCGUCGGGAGCGUCAGCCCCUCAGCGGCGUUUCGUCGGGCACUGCUGGAGGGCCCGGCAAUGCUCAGCAGAGCGCCGCGGCAAACGCUGGGCAGAAGCGAGUCGCGACCUCUACCAUUAUCGCAGUUUGCUCCGUGAUCGGCUUCCUAGCCAUUGCGGCUGGCGCGUACUUUGCUUGGUGGUUCUGGAACCGUCGGCGUCACGGCAAGAGUGGUGUUGUCGAGUACAAGAUGGCUCAGAUGGAGCCGGGCAGCAGUAGCCCAACACUUCGCACCCGCAAGCACGUCGAAACGAUGCGGCAGAAGAGUAUGGUCGAGGGCUACUCGGACUUUGACAUCGACAGCUACAACUCAACGACGGCGGGGACGUCGGUGAAUGGCAUGCAGCAGACCACCGAGGAGGACGACAUCCGGCAGCUGGGCGAAACAAUCUCGAGGCACACGCGCGGGUCCAGCAUCCACCAAGGCUUGCUCACGGCCGGCUCUAGCUCGCCUCCGAUCCUCGCCUCCGGGGACUUUAUGCCUGGCGUCCCACGCACUGUCUCUGAGCCACUCGAUCUCCGGAGAGAGCGCACUCGAAGCAGCGGUCUUCUUCUCUCUCCACCAGCGACAACUGGGCGCCUGGUCGAUGUCGGACCCCCUCCCUCCUCACCACCAACGGCUCGGUACAGUCUGACGCCAAGCGUGUCAACACCAGGCUCAAUGACGAUGAUGGGCGCUUACCCGUCGCACAACAGGGCGAUGAGCUCGGCGAGCGGCGUCACCAGCGGGACGCGUACGAGCGAGUACGACUACUUCCCCGUCUUCUCUGAAGCGACACUUGCCGCGGGCAGUGGCGCCGAACAACGUCGUGGGUCGCAUCACAGUGGGAGGCGUUCGUCGCGCGGCAGUGUCUCCAACCGGACGCCUUGAAGUUCUCCAGACGUCGUAAUGCCCCUGCACUAGGUUGGCCUCUACUUCAAUGUUUAUCACCACCCGUUGUCUCCUCUCCGAUCAUGUGACAUGCUCGUCACGGCUGUCUCCUGCAUCCCCACCACUCAAAACAUGGCGUACUUCAAGGGGACUGCCCCAUUGCCUUAUAGUAGUACUCUCUCACCCCUGUAAAUACCAACUGUACUUCUAGCGGACACUGCUUCUUUGUAACACUAUGUGAGCGCUCAUGGGCAACGGGA
This is a messenger RNA of Cutaneotrichosporon oleaginosum, 3472 nucleotides long. RefSeq lists its product as uncharacterized. NCBI's taxonomy places the organism in Eukaryota, Fungi, Basidiomycota, Tremellomycetes, Trichosporonales, Trichosporonaceae. The record is from RefSeq and is a predicted model, not a curated record. Gene Ontology annotation, biological process: proteolysis. Gene Ontology annotation, molecular function: aspartic-type endopeptidase activity.